This is a messenger RNA of Staurois parvus, 348 nucleotides long. The record is from the annotation of a GenBank genome assembly. NCBI's taxonomy places the organism in Eukaryota, Metazoa, Chordata, Amphibia, Anura, Ranidae.
UUACACCUGGCACAAUGCACUCUGUCAAGUACUGUUCUCUUGGCAACUGCCAAACCCAGACACAUCCAUUGGAUUGCCAGACAGAGAAGUGUAAUUCAACCCUCCAGAGAACAAGUCUCCACUGCUGUAGAAUCCAGUGGUUGCUGGCUGAGUUGCUGUUCCCAGUUGCUUCCACUUUAUUAUAAUACCACUAGCAGUUGACCGUGUAAUAUUUAAUAGCAAGGAAAUUUCACGGAUGGAGUUAUUGCACAGGUGGCAACCUAUCACGAUACCACGCUUGAAUUCACUGAGCUCCUGAGAGCGACCCAUUCUUUCACAGAUGUUCGUCGAAGCAGUCUGCAUGCCUAG